AUGAUGACCUUGUUCAGUCGCUCAUCUGCGCUUGAUUUGGCCUAUGUUAUCUUCACCUCUGGCAGUACGGGUGAUCCGAAGGGUAUAAUGAUAGAACAUCGAGCCUUUGCGUCCUGUGCCCUCAGGUUUGGGUCUACCCUCGGCAUCAACAGCGAUACUCGCUCUCUUCAAUUCGGCUCUCACGCCUUUGGUGCGUGUAUUCUCGAAAUCAUGACGACUCUGAUUUACGGUGGCUGCGUCUGUAUUCCAUCUGACGACGAUCGCAUGAGCAAUGUUCCAGCCUUUAUCAACCGGUCCAAAAUCAACUGGAUGAUGGCGACGCCCUCUUACAUGGGUACGUUCCAGCCAGAGGACGUCCCUGGGUUACAGACUUUGGUGCUUGUUGGAGAGCAGAUGUCUCCAUCAGUCAACGCCAUUUGGGCCUCUCAAGUUCAGCUCUUGGAUGGUUAUGGCCAGAGCGGGAGCUCGUCUAUUUGCUUUGUUGGUAGUAUUAGCCCGUUAGGCGCAGAUCCAAACAAUAUCGGUCUCGCAGUUGGUGCUCAUUCAUGGAUCAUCGACCCCAGUGACCCCAAUCGGCUUGUGCCAAUCGGCGCGAUUGGCGAGCUGGUCAUUGAGAGUCCAGGCAUCGCACGCGACUACAUCAUUCCUCCUUCAACAGAGAAGUCGCCAUUUUUUGGAACAGCACCUGCUUGGUAUCCUUCGAAACAACUACCUGAAGGAUUGAGAUUCUACAGGACAGGAGAUCUCGCACGCUACGCAUCCGAUGGCACCGUUGUUUGUCUCGGUCGCAUGGACUCACAGGUCAAGAUCAGAGGACAGCGUGUUGAGCUGGGUGCAGUGGAGACUCACCUGCGCCAACAAAUGCCCGACGAUAUGUCCAUCGUGGUUGAAGCUGUUAAGCCGUCGGACUCGCCUAUUAGCACGGUUCUCGUCGCCUUCUUAAUACCUUAUAUACAAAGCGGACGAGACAUAUCCCCUAGCUAA
This is a messenger RNA of Fusarium vanettenii 77-13-4, 984 nucleotides long. RefSeq lists its product as uncharacterized. The record is from RefSeq and is a predicted model, not a curated record. Bases 1 to 984 code for a protein of 327 amino acids. Gene Ontology annotation, molecular function: phosphopantetheine binding. Gene Ontology annotation, cellular component: cytoplasm. The transcript has 2 exons. Lineage: Eukaryota; Fungi; Ascomycota; Sordariomycetes; Hypocreales; Nectriaceae. Gene Ontology annotation, biological process: secondary metabolite biosynthetic process; amino acid activation for nonribosomal peptide biosynthetic process.